GUUGUGCCUUAUAGUUUAAACAAUUUGAUGCUUAAUAGGAUCAAGAUUGUUAUGAGCUUUCAGCUGAGUAUGAAAGGAAGCAUAGGACUGAGAAGUUGGAGGAACUUGGGAAUAUGCUAACUGGUCUUGAUGCUGGGGAUUCUAUUGUCAUUGCCAAAUCAUUUUCCCACAUGCUUAAUUUGGCUAACUUGGCAGAAGAAGUUCAAAUUGCCUACCGAAGAAGGAUUAAGCUAUUAAAGAUGGGCGAUUUUGCUGAUGAGAACUCUGCCAUCACUGAAUCUGACAUUGAAGAAACCUUCAAGAGGCUUGUCACUGAACUGAAAAAGUCCCCACAGGAAGUGUUUGAUGCUUUGAAGGAGCAAACUGUAGAUUUGGUCCUAACUGCUCAUCCCACUCAGUCCGUUCGUCGAUCUCUGCUGCAAAAGCAUGGAAGGAACUUGAUGAGGCUCUCCAAAGAGAGGUGCAUUCUUGAUUUUGUGUCGACACAGCUCUGA
Molecule: messenger RNA, 494 nt
Organism: Arachis duranensis
Lineage: Eukaryota; Viridiplantae; Streptophyta; Magnoliopsida; Fabales; Fabaceae
Product: phosphoenolpyruvate carboxylase 2-like
Exons: 2
Coding region: 114-494 (126 amino acids)
Biological process (GO): carbon fixation; leaf development; tricarboxylic acid cycle
Cellular component (GO): chloroplast; apoplast; cytosol
Molecular function (GO): phosphoenolpyruvate carboxylase activity
Source: RefSeq, a predicted model, not a curated record